Messenger RNA from Coregonus clupeaformis (lake whitefish), 1182 nucleotides. RefSeq names its product RING finger protein 141. The coding region runs from base 156 to 839 and encodes 227 amino acids. Gene Ontology annotation, molecular function: ubiquitin-protein transferase activity. The transcript has 6 exons. Gene Ontology annotation, biological process: protein autoubiquitination. NCBI's taxonomy places the organism in Eukaryota, Metazoa, Chordata, Actinopteri, Salmoniformes, Salmonidae. The record is from RefSeq and is a predicted model, not a curated record.
CAGCCAUUCCAGCACACAGAAACCACAACACAGACUCUCAAACAAAUUAAACGUUGCUGAUUGCAUGUGGUUUGCGAAUUAUCGAUGUUGACACGUAGCAAUACCAGGCCCCCCGUGCCGUCUUCUCAUAGUGCUUUCGUGUGAGCGUGGUCGGGAUGGGCCAGCAGAUCUCAGGCCAGGUGGUGAUGACCCGUCUACCUGAGAAGCUGGUGAAACACGCCGGGCUGGUACGAGACAGCAGUUACCUCAACUACGAGGAGUUCCUGGGCAGGGUGGCAGAGCUCAAUGACGUGACGGCUAAGCUGGCAGCUGGACAGCAAAAACACCUGAUCUUUGAAGUCCAGACUGGCUCGGACGCCUCUGCUCUGUGGAAAGUGGCUGUGAGAAUAGUGUGUACCAAGAUCAACAAAGAAAAUGGGAUGGUGGAGGCGUCUCGUAUCAUGAACCUGUACCAGUUCAUUCAGCUGUACCGUGACAUUACCAGCCAGGCAGCAGAGGUGCUGUCAGCAGAGGGCGCCAGCCUCCCGUCUGGAACCCUCCCAUCAGGGGACUCCUGUCAGGCCAGCAUGUGGAUGGGCAGGGUAAAGCAGUUGACUGAUGAGGAAGAGUGCUGUAUCUGCAUGGAUGGGAAAUCUGACCUCAUCCUGCCCUGUGCUCACAGCUUCUGUCAGAAGUGCAUUGACAAGUGGAGUGGGCAGAGCAGGAAUUGUCCGAUAUGCCGCUUGCAAGUCACCGCUGCCAAUGAGUCAUGGGUGAUGCCUGACGCCCCUACAGAGGAGGACGUAGCUGGCUAUAUCCUCAACCUGGCUGACGAGGCAGGCCAUCCACACAGACCUUAAACUACUCACCACUAAGACACUUUGAUAGACCACUGACUUCGGGAAUAGUUAGGGGAAGGGAGUUCAUCCUGACCUAGUGUAGGGCCUGUAGUUUUUCCUCGUCAGGAAAAAUACCUUGGCCUAGUUUUGUGGUAUGUAGAUAAGAUUUGGUUUGCUUUAUAGAAAUGUGCCUAUGUGAUCUUCACUGUUAGCAAUAACCGCUGGUUAUAUUUAUUUUAUGUUCUCUUUUUUACUUUUCCUUAUUUUUCCAUAUUUUUCCAUGAUUGCUCUCAAAAGUGGAUGUACAGUGAGGGAAAAAAGUAUUUGAUCUCCUGCUGAUUUUGUACGUUUGCCCACUGACAAA